GUCAGGACUCCCCUCUGGAGAUCUUUCAACAUGUUUCCUUGAUGACACUGGACUCGAUCAUGAAGUGCGCCUUCAGCCACAAGAGCUGUGCCCAAUUAGACAGGAAUUCUCGCUCCUACAUCCAAGCCAUUGAAGACCUAAAAGAUCUGAGUUUUUCCCGGAUUAGGAGCGUUUUUCAACAGAGUGACAUCAUCUACAGUUUGUCUUCAAAUGGCCAAUUGUUCAAACAAGCCUGCAAGCUUGCCCAUGAGCACACAGACCGAGUGAUCAAGCAGAGGAAGUCUCAGCUGCAGAAUGAGAGAGAGCUAGAGAAGAUCAAGAGAAAGAGGCGCUUGGAUUUCUUGGAUAUCCUCCUGUUCGCCAAAAUGGAUGAUGGAAAUGGCUUCUCUAAUAAGGAUCUGCGUGCUGAAGUGGACACAUUCAUGUUUGAGGGCCAUGAUACCACAGCCAGUGGUAUCUCCUGGAUCCUCUAUGCUCUAGCUGCACACCCUGAGCAUCAACAGAAGUGCAGGGAGGAGGUCCAGACUAUCCUGGGGGAUGAAGCCUCUAUCACUUGGGAACACCUGGACCAGAUGCCCUAUAUGACCAUGUGCAUCAAGGAGGCCUUGCGGCUCUAUCCACCUGUACCAAGUGUGAGCAGAGAGCUUAGCAAACCUGUCACCUUCCCUGAUGGACGCUCCUUACCCAAAGGUAUCAUCGUCUCACUUUCCAUUUAUACCCUUCACCACAGUCCAAAGGUGUGGCCAAACCCAGAGGUGUUUGACCCUUCUCGGUUUGCAGUGGAUUCUACCCAACACAGCCACUCAUUCCUGCCCUUCUCAGGAGGAUCAAGGAACUGCAUUGGUAAACAAUUUGCCAUGAAUGAGAUGAAGGUAGCUGUGGCCCUGACCCUGCUCCGCUUUGAGCUGCUGCCAGACCCCACCAGGAUCCCACUGCCUAUGGCACGAAUUGUGUUGAAGUCCAAGAAUGGGAUCUACCUGCAUCUCAGGAAGCUGAAAUGAAAUACUCUUGGUGGGGACGAGGACAGCUCUGAGAGUCUCCUGCCUGACAUCCCAUUUCCCUGUCCCUGUUCCAAUCCAUUCCUCCACAUCCUUCCUUCUAUCCUCCCACUGUCUUACCAGCCUGCCCUUGUGCUUCCCAUCUUCCUGGAGGUCUGCUUUUAACUCUCCUAUCUUCUCCAUCUGCUUGUCUGUCUACAUGUCUCCCAUCUGCCUGCAUCUCUGUCCAUCUAACCCCUGAUUAUUUGCCUUCUCUUUAAGAGCCUGACCCUCUAAAUUUCUUUUUCCUUUCUGCUGCUUGACUGUCCUUAUAUGAGCUUCCAAAUGCUGGUAUAACAAAUUAGAAAAAAAUCAUAGUGGCUUUAAGGGACAAAAAUCUCCUCUAUAGUUUUCAUGAUCAGAAUUAUAAUAUGUGUUUUACUGAGAUACAUCCAAAGUAAUUGCAGGGCCAUGCUACCUCCACAGCUGUUGGUGUGCCUUCACUUUCCUUUUCCAUCAUGCAAAGCUGCAUUCCUGGGCUUGGAGACCUUUCCUCAAUAUUCAAAUUCUACAGCAUCUUCAAAUCUCUCUAUGUCUUCUCCCAUCACUUAUCUAUUAAUAAAGAUCUUUGUGAUCACAUUGUACCCACUGCAAUAAUACGUAUGAUAAGAACAUAUUCAUAGUUGUCCUGUGAUUAGGAUCUCUAUAUCUUGGGAUGCCAUUAUUCAGCCUAUCCAUUCUCCCACCCAGACUGUCACCCAAUCUCUCCAUUUAAAUCUCUCCUCCAUGGUCUCUGGCUACCUGAUUAUAUCUCAUUUAAAUGUCUCUAUCUCCCCCUUCCCUGUAAUAAAGUUUCCAAUGUCA
Heterocephalus glaber (naked mole-rat) is the source of this 1841-nucleotide messenger RNA. Lineage: Eukaryota; Metazoa; Chordata; Mammalia; Rodentia; Bathyergidae. The record is from RefSeq and is a predicted model, not a curated record.